Molecule: messenger RNA, 3972 nt
Organism: Equus caballus (horse)
Lineage: Eukaryota; Metazoa; Chordata; Mammalia; Perissodactyla; Equidae
Gene: FGF17
Product: fibroblast growth factor 17
Biological process (GO): positive regulation of protein phosphorylation; regulation of cell migration; animal organ morphogenesis
Cellular component (GO): cytoplasm
Molecular function (GO): growth factor activity; fibroblast growth factor receptor binding
Source: RefSeq, a predicted model, not a curated record
GCCCGCACUAGCUUUUCCCCAUCUCUCCCACCCCACCCAAUGGGGGUGGUAGGCAGGGGGAGUCUCCUUUUGGUGGACAGAGGCAGGUUCUGGCCUCUCCCUGGGUCUAGAAGUCUCUGAGGUUUGGGGGGAUCAGUCCUUGGAAGGGGGGUAGGAGAAGGGGCCAUAGCAGAUUUGGGGAUUGACUGACGUUUUUAUCCAUCUUCCCUUCGACGGCAACCCUCCCUACUUCCCCUGGGGUCUCUGCUUCUCUCUCUCUCCCCACACCGGCUUCCCCCAGGCUAAGUGCAAGGGGCAGCCCAGGCGGAGGGAUGGAACCCGGGAGCGGCAGGGAGAGGGCGGAGGGAGGCGAUGGCUCAGGUGAGGCUUGUACUUGCAAGUACCUGAAAGGACAGUUUUCCUUGCAAAACCACUGUGUUCCUCUCACCACCAUACUCUCACCAACAUGGUGUCCUGGGGGUCGCCGGCCUGGGGUGCAUGUGGGCAGUCGGAAUGCCCAGCCAGGGCAAGGUGACGCCUUACCCACAGGGCAAUGAGGUCAAGCCCAACGAGGUUGGUUUGGGACAAGAUUCAGGGUUUGCUUCUCCCCCCAUGCAGCCUCCCCCGAGCCUCGGCCCCCUGUGCGGGCCGGUCCCUUUUUGUGAUCCUCCAUAAAAGUGCAGCUAUUAAAAUGCACUGGUCCAGAACCGCUCUGGGGAGAGAUCGCUUGGCUUUCCCAGGCCAGAGGCCCGCUUCUCUUCAUAUCCAGUGGGGACUUUUUUUGAAGGUAAAUGCCUUUUCUCUGGGAGAGGGAAAAGGGCUGCCUUUGAAGCAGUGGGGGGGUGGGAGAGAGAGAGACAACCCCCCCUUUUCAUUCCCCCUUUUGCUGCAGCCCCCGUUCCAGGCCUUUUGCUUCACACAUCCAGGGAGAGCAAGAAAAAAGCCCCCAGCCUGGCUGGGAGGGGGCUGGGGGUGGGUCCAACCUGUUCUGGAAGGGGAAUUAGCACAAUGGUGCGGCUGGCCGGGCGUUUAUGGCCUGGCUGAGGCCCCAUCCAGGACUGGGGAAGGUGGCAAAGCUGUGCUUUCCCCUUGAAGUGCCCCUCAGCCCCCUCGGAGGGGGGCCAGCAGGCCGGACCACAGCCAUGCUUGAGGGGCCGUCUGACAAGCAGCUGUCUGCGGCAGUGGAAGGGGAGGUCCCCCCCACCCCCCACCCCGCAGCGGGAACAUGAAAGGAACAGGCAAGGUCCCGUGGGGAAAGCAACUUGGGGGCUGUGGGCUAUGGGGGGGCGUGGGGCUGCUUUUGUGCAGGGCUUGUAGGGGGACGAGGCGAGGAGGGGGCUUGGGGGGAGCCCUCUCUGCUCUGACCUGGAACAGCCAGCCAGAAAGAGGCUGCCCGCCAAGAAGGGCGGAGGGCCUGAACUUGGGCCAGGAGGCUCAGGGCUGGGGUGGGGACAGGCCAGACCCCACCACCAAGGAUCCUGGGCCAGCCAGACUCCACCCCCUGGCAGGGAGGCAGGUCCCCCAGCCCACAUACUAGCCUCAGGUUUUUCUAGGGUAGGGUAUGGAGUGGUCAUUGCUGCUCUGAGUCUACUGUCUUUGGCUGGGAUCCUGGCAACACUCCCGGCCAGUGGAAGAGCUUGUGUUGGAAAUGAGCAGUGACACACGUUAAGGGUUAACGCUGAGCAGGUUACACUGUCAGCCUGGAGCUGCUCCCUCACCUCCCCCUUCCUCCAAGGUGAUACUUCCCACCCCUCCCUCCAGGAAAGAGUGGCCCCUAACAGAUGCUGCUCUGAGUCUAGCUCUGUCCAGAUGGUUGCGAUUGGACUAGGGGUUUGGGGCAGGGAAAAGCUGUCCCGGCCCAGACCAGCAGGAUCCAGGUGGAGAGAGAAAUGUUUUAGUGCUAGAGCUGAGGCUGUCACCAGCAACUGGGAAAUGUCAUCCCGGUUUGCACCUUGCUGGAGAGAGGGCAGGAAGUGGUCUGUUUCUCUCUCCUUCAGUGUGGCAAACAGGUAAGGAGAGGCCUGGCCUGGAGAAGGUACUUGUCCUGCCUUUGUACAGUGCACGGAUGGAAACGGCCCCUCUCCCCUCCGGGGAAGCAGGUGGCAGUGGCAUUGCCCCCGACUGGCCAGGGGCCUCUGCUACAUUGUGGCACAGGUAGGCGGCCUUGCGGGAGCAGCCAAUGGGCCACCACUGAUAGGGCCUCUCACUGCUGUCUCCACCUCCCUCCGCUAAGGAGGCGCCUCCCCGCUGGAGGAGGGAGAGACACUGGAUGGGGGCUGGCUCCUCUAAGAGCCCUGAGCCCCCAGGGGGAGAGGCAGGGGACAGGGCCUGAGUUCAGGGUUCUGCAGUAAAUGCUGUAAAGUAAUGCCGACGGAGCCCUGCAGGAGCAUACAGAGAAGGGUCUUAGGGCCCCCAGAUGCUCUCCACUGACCCUACCAGCCCAGUUGCUGUGCAGGGCCUGUGUGCAGGUGUGUGUGCAUGUGCUGGGGGAGGAUCGAGGAGGAAUUGGUUCUCCUGGCUAAUGAGCCAAGGCCCUGGAGUUCUGGAGAGCGGACAAGCUCCGACCCUGAAGGGAGGGCAGGGCUUGUUUCUGAUUAGCUGUGGCACCCUGUGCACCUCCUACACUCAACAAGGGGAUUGCAUGCCAUAACCUUGAAGGUCCUUUCCAGCUCCCAGGGUCAGGAUUCCAGUCCUGCACUGUGUCACCAAGUGUCCCCAAAGCCUGGACAGCAACCAGUCCUCUGCUUCAGCGUGGACAGGGAGUCAAGAGGUUAUGACUGGCUCUCCACUGGCCUAGGAAGGUCAUGGCCAUAUGCCCCCUGCACCGUGUACCUCUCCUUUGCAGGAUAAAUGGCCUGCCCCCACCACACUUGCCUCUGCAUCCCUCCCCUGCAUGGACCAGCGGUGGUGUCACCCAAAGCAAAUUGACACUAUUUUUCCCUUGGUAACCGCAAAGGGGGAGAAUCACCCGUCUCCUAAUUUUAACCAGUACGUGAGGGACCAGGGUGCCAUGACUGACCAGCUGAGCAGGCGGCAGAUCCGUGAGUACCAGCUUUACAGCCGGACCAGUGGCAAGCACGUGCAGGUCACCGGGCGUCGCAUCUCUGCCACCGCUGAGGACGGAAACAAGUUUGCCAAGCUCAUAGUAGAGACAGACACAUUUGGAAGCCGGGUGCGCAUCAAGGGGGCUGAGAGCGAGAAGUACAUCUGCAUGAACAAGAAGGGCAAGCUCAUCGGGAAGCCCAGUGGGAAGAGCAAGGACUGCGUGUUCACGGAGAUCGUGCUGGAGAACAACUACACGGCCUUCCAGAAUGCGCGGCGUGAGGGCUGGUUCAUGGCCUUCACGCGGCAGGGGCGGCCCCGCCAGGCCUCCCGCAGCCGCCAGAACCAGCGAGAGGCCCACUUCAUCAAGCGGCUCUACCAGGGCCAGCUGCCCUUCCCCAACCAUGCCGAGAGGCAGAAGCAGUUCGAGUUUGUGGGCUCGGCCCCCACGCGCCGGACCAAGCGCACUCGGAGGCCACAGCCCCUGACGUAGUCGGGGACACCUGGGGGCAGCGCCCCUCACCAGCCUUCCUGUCCCCUCCCCUUCCUAAUCCAAAGACUGGGCUGGGGUGGAGGGCGGGAGCCAGAGAGCCCAAGGAGGACCCUGAACACCAGGGCCCCCAGCUGGAGGGGGGCAGGACUGCCGCAAACCAGACCGGCGCCUCGGGGCAGCCUCCGAGCCCACGCUGAGUGGCCCCGGGCGGUGACCCCGGGCUCGCGCCCUGAAACCAGUGCGGAGGUCGGGGUCCAGCCUCGCAGGCGCCGCCCGAGGCGGCUCUGCUCAGACCCGUCCGGCCCCCUCUGCCCGCCCAGGCCUCCGCGCUCCUCCGGGCCAGACCCCGGGAGGGGACUCUGGGUUUUGUUUCAGGAAAACAGGAGGGAAAAAGAGGGCUGGCCAUUCUUCACAUUCCGCUCCCCAGGCCUGCACCCCCACCCCCAGCUCCCAGCCCC